AAGCUCUCUCUCUCUCUCUCUCUCUCUCUCUCUCUACAAUGGCGCCCAAGGCCGAGAAGAAGCCCGCUUCAGAGAAACCAACAGAAGAGAAGAAGGCGGAGAAAGCUCCUGCAGAAAAGAAGCCAAAGGCAGAGAAGAGGCUUCCAAAGGAAGGAGGAGGAUCGACCGGAGACAAGAAGAAGAAGAAGAGAUCGAAAAAGAAUGCGGAAACUUACAAGAUCUACAUCUUCAAGGUCUUGAAGCAGGUACAUCCCGACAUUGGGAUCUCCAGCAAGGCAAUGGGGAUCAUGAACAGCUUCAUCAACGAUAUCUUCGAGAAGCUGGCUCAGGAAUCGUCGAAGCUGGCUCGCUACAACAAGAAACCCACGAUCACGUCGAGGGAGAUCCAGACGUCCGUUCGCCUCGUCCUCCCUGGCGAGCUCGCCAAGCAUGCCGUCUCUGAAGGGACGAAGGCCGUCACCAAAUUCACCAGCUCUUGAAUUGGUAAUUGGAUAUUUUUGGGAUGUUGAUCUGCUAAAUUCCCCAUUUCCUGAAUUGGGAAUUGGUUUU
Messenger RNA from Magnolia sinica, 549 nucleotides. Its product is annotated as histone H2B-like. Gene Ontology annotation, biological process: nucleosome assembly. Gene Ontology annotation, cellular component: nucleosome. NCBI's taxonomy places the organism in Eukaryota, Viridiplantae, Streptophyta, Magnoliopsida, Magnoliales, Magnoliaceae. Gene Ontology annotation, molecular function: structural constituent of chromatin; DNA binding; protein heterodimerization activity. Bases 39 to 479 code for a protein of 146 amino acids. The record is from RefSeq and is a predicted model, not a curated record. The transcript has a single exon.